Messenger RNA from Amphibalanus amphitrite, 645 nucleotides. Its product is annotated as adhesive plaque matrix protein-like. Lineage: Eukaryota; Metazoa; Arthropoda; Thecostraca; Balanomorpha; Balanidae. Bases 41 to 508 code for a protein of 155 amino acids. The record is from RefSeq and is a predicted model, not a curated record. Gene Ontology annotation, cellular component: extracellular matrix. The transcript is spliced from 2 exons.
UCGGCAUCAGUUGAUCACACAGCUCCACAGCACACUCAACAUGAAGUUCUUCGUGGUUGCCGCCCUGCUGGCCGUUGCCGCCGCCGACAACGCGCCCUACACCACUCCGGCGCCCACCUACGCCCCGACCUACAGGCCGACCUACGCGCCCAGGCCCGCCUACCACCCCCAGCCGGCCUACAAGCCCGCUCCCUACCACCAGGAGAGCUACGACCAGCCGCCCAAGUACGACUACAGCUACGACGUCCACGGAUACGGAGACUACGAGCCCGUCUUCAACGCCCAGGAGGCCCGUGACGGCUACGCCACCCAGGGAUCUUACUCGGUUGUGCUGCCCGACGGCCGUACCCAGACGGUCACCUACCGUGUGGAUGACGCCUACUCUGGCAACAUUGCUGAGGUCACCUACGAGGGUGAGGCCCGCUACGACGAGUACAAGCCCAGCUACAAGCCCAGCUACCCUCAGCCCAGCUACAAGCCCACCUACAAGCCCGCCUACGGCAACUAAAUAGAUCGUACCCAGUAUUUUCGUAUAAAUAGGACAUUUGGAAAGUUAUUUAUUUAUUUACUUGAUGCUAUCGUCAUGACAUGUGCCAUCAUCGGCAUGUUAUUCAUCUAUGCAAAUAUAUGAUGUUUUACAACAAA